Rotaria sordida is the source of this 1303-nucleotide messenger RNA. The record is from the annotation of a GenBank genome assembly. NCBI's taxonomy places the organism in Eukaryota, Metazoa, Rotifera, Eurotatoria, Philodinida, Philodinidae.
GCGUCGUAUGAUGCUUUGAAUCACUCUAUUUUGUAACACACCCACACCCUGAAGAUAAAUCAUUUCAUUUCAUUGUCUUUUAGUUAGUCGUCUUGCAUCUCAUGAACUCGCUCGACGUCAACAUGGAGUUUAUACUUUCGAUGCACUGAUGCUGAUGAAUAAGUACAAUUAUUCCGAUGGAUUUAGUUUAUCUGAACAAGAUGCUGAUGAAUUAGCUUCACGAUUACAGAGUGAUGUUGCUCUAAAAGAACCAACACUCAAUUCGAAACAAAUGGCUAUGGCAUUGGAAUUCUAUUUACAAAUCGAUGUGGAUUUAUUCUAUAUGAAAACUUGUUCGUUUCGAGGAGCUCAACCUCCAUCUAAUAUAGAAGGUCUAUUUUGUGGAAGAGAUGAACCUCAAGCAAGAUAUUCAUUGGUUCCAUGUGAUAAUCUUUUUUGUCAAUGUUGUCUUCCAUUAAAUACUUACAAGAAAAGUCAAUCAUGGCCAAUUGUUAAUUUUGCUUCAAGUUCAAUGCAUCGAUUUCUCAAUGGUUAUACUACCUAUCUCAAUUGUCCAGCAACAUGUACUACAUCGAAUAUAAUUUAUGCCAUGACAUGUCCAUGUGGUCAUUAUGAUUAUGUUGAUUCAACAGCAAAAACAUUGGUUGAUGCUAUGGCUUAUCAUCGAGAACAUGGCAAUCGAAUUAUACAUGAAAAAUUAACUGGCAGUCCUCUAUUUCGAGGAUCACAAAUCGAUCCUGACGAGAGAGAAAAAGAAAUGGCUAAUCAAAUGCGUCUCUAUCAACAUGCAGCUCGUUGUCCAGAAGCACUCCGCUCAUUUCUUGAUUGUAAUCCUAUGUAUUGGUGUUUUAUUCCUCUACCUGUGAAUGAAGCAGCAACAGAAAAUGCUGCUAAUCGUCCAGGAAAUUCUACUACAGAUCCCAAUCUGGAUGCUGUGAUAGCAACUACUGCCGCAGACAAUCGUAGGGUGGCUAAUUAUCUAGAUAAUGUACCAUUACCACCAACUCCCUAUGCCUUCUCAUAUCGACAGAUAAAACAACAGCGUCUAUUUUUCGAACGACUUGUUACUUCUUCCAUUCAUUACCGGCCUUAUAUCAAAUUAGAUUUGUAUAACAUAGCAAUCAUUGCCGUUUUACCAAAUGAUUGUUCUAUGAUACUACGAUACAUCAUCGAAACAUUAUUCAUUAUUCAUGGUGAAACUAAAUUAAAUAUGAUUUGUCCACUUGGUGGUAAUACUGAAAAACGUUACGGUCGUCCGUAUAACCUACAUUGGUGUGAUAAUUUGAAUAAUUCAUCAAUGUAA